CGUAUGUAUAUGCAAGUAGUUUUACAGACACAUACAGAGAGCUGAAGUGAAGUCAAAGUCAAUGUCUUCAUCUUCCAUUGCCUCUCGCUCAGCUACUCGGCGCAACAUAUUCGAGUCUCCACCCGACCCGAAAUUACCUUCCAAUGCAUCCGACCCAGUUGCUGACCCGCCUCCGGCCCCACGACCCGUUUCUCAAUUGCUUGCAUUUGGUGUUAUUAUUGUCUUAGCUUUGCUGCAGUUCUUGCCGGCUACCCAUUUCAGAGAUGCAUCCGACCCGUUUAGAAAAUGGGUUGCUUUUGAUUCUUUUUCUGUUGUAAAGGAUAAUGAUCCCGAACUUGCCCCAGUACAUGUUGAAGAAAAUAAAAUGGUGCAUAUUGUCUCGUGGAUGGACUGUCUGGACCUACGUUCGCUUGCGAUUCUUGCAAAUUCUACUUUGUCCAGCUCACGAUAUCCAGAAUUAGUACAUUUUCAUUUUUUUGUACCAGAAGAGCUUGAUGAAAAAGUAUCAUACUAUAAGUUGAAAGUAUUAUUUCCGCACUCAAACCUAGAAGUCCUUGGGCAGAGAGAUGUAAAAGAGGCUAUUCUGGCAGCUUCUUCUGCUGGAGAACAUACUGACCCUUCUAUUGCUGAGAUUGCACCAUUUGCCAUACCUAUUAUUCACCCUUCAUUGAGCAAGUUUAUUUAUGUCUCGCAGAAUGUAAUUAUGAAGGGAAGAGUUGAAGAACUGCUUCACGUAAACUUGAGCAAUUAUGGUAUUGCUAUGGCUGAGGAUUGCUCUAAAAGGUUAUCUGACUAUGCCAAUUCCGAUGUCCUGGAUGUGAUUCAGAGAUCAGCAUCAAAACCUUGGGUGUCUAGUACCUCAUAUGCUACAAAUGCUUGUAUGCCAGAGUUGGGGCUGGUUCUAUUUGAUGCUGCUAAGCUGGAAAAGGAUCUUGUGGAAGCCAUCCUGUGGUGGAGUAGAGUUUUGAAUAAUAAGAAAAGCGGUCCGAAUCCUGCAAUUGCCUUGGCAGUAUGGACUAGACAUAUGAAGCUGUCAAGCUCUUGGAAGCUCGGCAUGUAUAAAGCAGCAGAAAUGAACACUGAUAACUCAGUUGUACGUUAUGGUCACGAAGGAAAUAUGUGCACAACAUUUAGUAGCGGAACAGUCUCACAAACAGACAUCGAAGAAAUAUCGAACACCUACCUUCCUCCAAAGUCUGAUCAGAUUCUGCACAACUAGAUAUAUAAUACAAGAUAAUGUUAAUUGACAGGUAAUUAACAGGUUUUUGUUUCUACAGUUUUUAUUCUUAAGGACCAAGUCAUCCAUGACUCAUUUGUAAAUCCAGAAUUUGAAUAUUUUUCAUCUCUUGUAUAAUUUUCUUGUCUCAGUAUAUUCUAUGUAGUUACUGACUGACUGACUGUAACAAUAUAUGCAACUGGUGUCUGGUCUUAAUAUAUGUUCCUGAACUGGUCCUUACAAUCGAUUUGUAGCAAUAAUUUUUCGCGUUU
Messenger RNA from Daucus carota subsp. sativus, 1488 nucleotides. RefSeq lists its product as uncharacterized. NCBI's taxonomy places the organism in Eukaryota, Viridiplantae, Streptophyta, Magnoliopsida, Apiales, Apiaceae. Gene Ontology annotation, molecular function: glycosyltransferase activity. Gene Ontology annotation, cellular component: Golgi apparatus. The record is from RefSeq and is a predicted model, not a curated record. The transcript has 6 exons. The coding region runs from base 62 to 1219 and encodes 385 amino acids.